Pan troglodytes (chimpanzee) is the source of this 779-nucleotide messenger RNA. RefSeq names its product small integral membrane protein 48 (gene SMIM48). The transcript has a single exon. Lineage: Eukaryota; Metazoa; Chordata; Mammalia; Primates; Hominidae. The record is from RefSeq and is a predicted model, not a curated record. Bases 234 to 593 code for a protein of 119 amino acids.
CGCAGGCAGCGGCGCUGGAACCCGGCGAGCCAGCCUCUGCAACAGGCUGGGGGCGGAAGGAGGAGCCAGGCGAAGCGGCGCCUCCGCUGAGAGGCCCGGCGGACCCUGCAGAGGCCCCCUGCCCCUCUGGCUCCGCCCCCACCCGGGUCGCUAGAAAUACAGCCGCAGCCCCGCCCACCGCCCACUGCGCUCUGACCCAGACCCGGCUGACCCACCUACCCGCGAUCCUGCCCAUGGCUGACGGACUCUUUCGGCGCAGACCCUGGGGUCUCGAGCAGAUUCGCCCGGACCCCGAGUCCGAAGGCCUGUUUGACAAGCCUCCCCCGGAAGACCCUCCCGCUGCCCGCGGGCCCAGGUCGGCGUCGGCCGCGGGCAAGAAGGCUGGUCGGCGCGCGGGCGGGAGGGCGCAGGGGGGCCGCGCCGGGCAGCCCCCGAAGGCCGCAUCGCGCCCCCCGCCCAAGAAGGAGGCGCCGCCACUGGACGAGGGCUGCUAUCUCGACCAUUUUCCGCACCUCUCCAUCUUCAUCUACGCAGCCAUCGCCUUCUCCAUCACCUCCUGCAUCUUUACCUAUAUCCAUUUACAGCUUGCCUGAGUGGCCAGCGCGGGACGGGGUGGGCGCAGGACCGAGCGGGGAGGGAAAGGGAAAACAGGGCUCGGCAUUUUGUGUUUUAGAACAGCGCUGCACCCCCUUCAUGUAGCUUUCGAUGCUUGUUUCUUUCCGUCUUUGUUGUCACUAUCUUUGUCUAUCAGUACGAAAGUACAAAGUAGCUGCCGGCAA